Molecule: messenger RNA, 927 nt
Organism: Acytostelium subglobosum LB1
Lineage: Eukaryota; Evosea; Eumycetozoa; Acytosteliales; Acytosteliaceae
Exons: 1
Coding region: 1-927 (308 amino acids)
Source: RefSeq, a predicted model, not a curated record
AUGACACAGUUCUCAUUGAACAAGACAAUACUAUGCAAUUCACUCUGCAAUGAUAUCUGUAAAGAAUAUCCUUUACCUGCCGAUGGACUCAACUGGAAGAACUUCUAUCUAGUAUCCAGAUUUUAUUCUGAUAACCCUAUUCCACCUGAGGCUACUUGCGUCAGACUCUACUGCACACUCAGAGAAAUACCUCUUGGAGCACUGCCACCAACAAUCACAUUCUUGGCCAUUGACACUAACGACAACAUGCCCAUCCUCAAUCUACCGCCAUCACUCACACACCUCUAUUAUGGAUUCUACCAACGUACACGUCUCCCAUCAACUCUGCCUUCAUUGAGACGACUCACACUUGGCUACUACUACAAUGAACCUCUCCCAACAUUGCCAGAGACGCUAACAGAACUAAAGCUUGGUGAAUCCUUUGACCAACCAGUGUCCGAGGUCAUUCUUCCACCUAAUCUUCAAUGUAUCACCUUGGGAUAUCUCUUUCAGAUCAAGUACCUAAUUAUGGCCCCUGCUUCACUGGAAACAGUGUGCAUCAAUCUGCCUCCAAUGAUGGAGGCAUCGACCAAGUUCAAGGAGAUUGGACAUGGUUUGCGGCAUUUAAAGACGUUGAUAUUGCCAACAAUAGUGGAUGAUGAUUCUUCCAAAUUCUUGGCCAAACUCAAGAAUAUGAUGAGUGUAGUACCCAACUUUGAUACCUACGUUCAACUGCACACGAUCAAAUUAAGAGAUAUUAGAGCGAUACUAAGGAAAUUGGAUGAGGAUACCUUUCUAUACAUAUAUAUGAAACAACCAAUAUAUCGAAUUGGUGGAGACAAUCGAAUUGAGUCUAUUAUUAAGCCCAAGAGAAUGUUCAUCAUCAGAAAGAAAUCAUCAAUUGCUCAGAGCAUCAUGAGCAAGCUAAGAUCGAUCGGUUUGUCAUAA